This is a messenger RNA of Vigna unguiculata (cowpea), 1812 nucleotides long. RefSeq names its product YCF20-like protein (DUF565). The record is from RefSeq and is a predicted model, not a curated record. NCBI's taxonomy places the organism in Eukaryota, Viridiplantae, Streptophyta, Magnoliopsida, Fabales, Fabaceae.
AUCUUUUUCCUUUCGUUUCGCGGGGUUUUGUAAUUAUACUAACUGUUUCUUUGUCAACAAUACGCUUCCGCGAACCACCACUUCAUCCUCACUCUUCCUUCAAAUUCCCAACAAGUGUUCAAGGGUAUUAUGCUAGCUGGAUUCAUUCUCUUGCUGAAAUGCAGUCUUUCUAGGUUGCCUUAAUGUCUUUGAAGACCUUUUAAGUUGAAUAUUUCGUGUGUUUUAAGUCUGGAGUGAAGACUCUGCAGGUUGUUUGUAACUAGAAUGAUGUCUUCCGGUUGUGUGACAAGUGCUAAACUUAAAUCUCUUGAUUAUAACUGUUCAAGAGAUGAUCUUGAUGAAUUCUUUUACAAGACCACGUUUGGCCAGAAGCAAUGCUCUCCAUGCUUUAGGUUUGCUCAACCUUGUUUAAUUGUUAAUUUCAAGAGGAUGACUUGGUCAGUAAGAAACAGCUUAAAUGACAGCAGUGUUAGUUCUUCCACUUCAAAUGGCAGUAAUGGAAGGACCCGCAUAAUUAGAGUGAUUCAAGAGUUUCAGAGUAAGUUAGGUUCUAAAAUUCAGGAGGUAAAGAAAAAUCUUCCCAUGAAGCUGCUUUUCUUCUUGGUUGGAUUUUAUUGUGCAACUGCCUUUGCCACUGUUAUUGGACAAACUGGUGACUGGGAUAUUCUAUCUGCUGCCUUGGCUGUGGCCGUUGUGGAAGUCAUUGGGGCUCUCAUGUAUGGGGCUUCUCUUCCUUUAGUUAGCAUGAAUAGAGGCCUUUUUGUCUUGCUUAACUAUUGGAAGGCUGGCCUUACACUGGGACUUUUCUUAGAUUCCUUUAAGUAUUGAUUUGAUAUCAUUGUUGGACGAGCAAUACCUUCCAUGUGAAUUGAAAUUUCACACUGUUCUUCUGAUGCUUGGCAUUUGUAAUGCACAUGACUCAUUGUCAUUGCAGUAAUCUGUCACCACUGUCUGAUAUAUGCUGAAGUUACACUUAACAUGACGGAAGCUGGAUCCAGUUCAACUUCUACAGAUAAAAUCCCUGAAGUUCAGUGCACAUAUUCAGAAGAUAAGACAUUCGAGCUAUAAGAUGAAUCGUGCAUAUUUAUGACGAACAUAGCAACGGUUUUGAGUUCUGACCAGGGGACAUUAAAGGACAUUGCAACAUUCAACAACUUACAUUUUCAAUUACCUCUACAUCGGCUUUGGUUCAAGCAACUCCUGGAACACCAUUUCACUCCUUGAGUCCCUUAUUUCAAUGUUUCAUCCUAUAAUCCGUCUUGGCAUCAGUUCCUUGAUAGUAGUGGGAUUGCUGGCUUUUGAUUUUGCAGGGGCAUUCAGACAAAUUGGAACUUAAAGAAGUCCACUUCUUCAUCAGAUGAUGGUAUACAUUGAUAUGGAACUUUGAAUCUUUUUGCAAGAAAUCCAGCACUGUUGUACAUGUCCAACACGAAGUAUGUGUCUCUUCCAUACAGAAGAAACUUGAUUGCCUCAAGAAUGGUGAUUCGAAAAUUGACUUCGGUACAAAUAAUGCAACUGUCUCAAAUGUAGUCUUUGUAGUGUGAUCGUGGACCAUCAUUUGUACAGGAACUAAAAAUACUUGAACAUUGCAACGUGUUCAUGUCUACCAGGCUCCACCAUGAACUGCAAACAAUGUCAUUUGUUGAAUUGAUUUAUUUUUCUUUAUUAGUAUACUGCUAGUGGGUCUUUUGAAAAGUUAUCGAUAUUGUAUAUGGACGAUUUUAGUUCUAAAGAACAAAAGUUAUCCCUCGUGUCUAUAUACAUUUUGGAUAUACAGUUACCUCAUGAAAUCCUUGGACUAAUUGAUGAAGA